ACAUUAUUGUAUAAGGUUCGUACCUGAUCAAUAAAUUUGCAGUCACUUGAGAUCUCACUUGUCCCAAUAACAACUCCCUCAAUUUCACACACAGUCGCCGGAGUUCUUCUUUCUCUUACAACACCGACAUGCAGCUUCCGUCGUCGGCCACCGUGGCUGCGGUGGUUCUCUCCGUAGUAGUCCUUUUUAUUCGUGCCACUGAAGCUCACAACAUUACUCACAUUCUAGCCAACCAUAAACAGUUCUCCACUUUCAACCAUUACUUAACAACUACACACCUCGCCGCUGAAAUUAAUCGCCGGCAAACCAUCACUGUUUGUGUUGUAGAUAAUGCCGGAAUGUCAGAUCUACUCUCCAAACAACUAUCUAUCUACACUAUAAAAAACGUUCUCUCUUUUCACGUGCUUCUCGAUUACUUCGACGCUAAAAAGCUUCACCAGAUUACUAACGGCACCGCACUUGCCGCCACAAUGUUUCAAGCUACCGGCUCAGCUACCGGAUCUUCUGGAUUCGUAAACAUUACUGAUCUAAAAGGAGGUAAAGUCGGGCUCAGUCCGGCUGAUUACAACGGUCCUCCUCCGGCUAAAUUUGUAAAAUCAAUCGCCGAGAUUCCUUACAACAUCUCCGUUAUUCAAAUAAGUACGAUUUUACCCUCAGACGAAGCUGAAGCUCCGACUCCAGGACCAAGCCAAAUGAAUCUCACUUCUCUAAUGUCAGCUAAAGGCUGCAAAGUUUUCGCCGAGACUCUUUUAGCUUCUCCGGCUGAAAAGACGUUUGAGGAUAACGUUGAUGGCGGAGUAACAAUAUUUUGUCCACGAGAUGAUGCAAUGAAGAAAUUUUUGCCUAAAUUUAAGAACUUAACAGCGGAAGGGAAGCAAUCACUGCUCGAAUAUCAUGGAAUUCCUAUAUACCAAUCGAUUUCGAAUUUGAAAUCGAAUAACGGAGAUAUGAGCACUUUAGCUACUGACGGAGCUAAGAAGUACGCUGUAGUCAUUCAAAAUGACGGUGAAGAUGUUACUAUAAAAACGAAAAUUGUGACGGCGAAGAUCACGGCGACUGUGGUUGAUAAACUGCCAUUAGCGAUUUACUCGCUUGAUAAGGUGUUAUUACCCGAGGAAUUAUUCAAGGCUAGUCCUACUCCGGCGCCGGCGCCGGCACCGGAGGCACGUGCUGAAUCUCCUAAGCACUCCAAGUCACCACCGGCACCUGCAUCUCCGGCUGAGUCUCCAGCGGAUUCUCCGGCGGAUGGUCCCAACGGUGAUGCUGAUGAUUUGACAGAUAGCGGUGCUGUUAAGUACAAUGCCGGAGCAUCACUUGCCGCCGUUUUCAGUUUAUGGUUUGCCUUCAACGUGUUGAUGUAAGUUUGAAAAAGAAUUGUUAAUUUGGUCAUCAAAUUAAAGUUAGUUACUGUAUUGUUAGUCUAUUUCUACACUCCCUAUUAAGCUUUUGUCUCAGUUUUUAGAUUUACUUCUUUGAUUCUCUUUCUUAAGUUGAUUUGGAAUUUUGAUUAAUGUAAUAUGAAUCAUUAUUGACGAUUCAACCAUUAAUUAUUAUAUGAAAAAUUAUGCGAUUAAGUAAA
Solanum pennellii is the source of this 1579-nucleotide messenger RNA. RefSeq names its product fasciclin-like arabinogalactan protein 1. Gene Ontology annotation, cellular component: plasma membrane. The record is from RefSeq and is a predicted model, not a curated record. The transcript has a single exon. Lineage: Eukaryota; Viridiplantae; Streptophyta; Magnoliopsida; Solanales; Solanaceae. Bases 129 to 1361 code for a protein of 410 amino acids.